Messenger RNA from Melanotaenia boesemani (Boeseman's rainbowfish), 8964 nucleotides. It is a transcript of the gene plxnb2b, whose product is annotated as plexin b2b. Bases 520 to 6078 code for a protein of 1852 amino acids. The transcript has 37 exons. Gene Ontology annotation, molecular function: protein binding; semaphorin receptor activity. The record is from RefSeq and is a predicted model, not a curated record. Gene Ontology annotation, biological process: semaphorin-plexin signaling pathway involved in axon guidance; regulation of cell shape; regulation of GTPase activity. NCBI's taxonomy places the organism in Eukaryota, Metazoa, Chordata, Actinopteri, Atheriniformes, Melanotaeniidae. Gene Ontology annotation, cellular component: semaphorin receptor complex.
ACCUGGAAAUUACCAUGUGACUCGACACCUGGGCGUGGAGAAAGUCCUGAUAUUCCGACCUGGGAGUCUUUUGUUGUGGAGUUAACUGUGGUGUCUCUCAACAAGAAGUCGGUCAGGUUUUCUUUGGAAUAGUGCCUUUUUACAACCUUCACACUACGCGCGAGGACAUGUGAACUUGCUUACGGACGUUUUUGUGUGUGAUUUUUUUUUUAUUUUAGUUUUUUUACUUUAAAUAUUUAAUCAGGGGGAAAUAUUCAGUAAACUAUUUGGACUGUUUGCGAUUUACAACUACUCUUCGCUGUUUUUCCUUCAAGAGCCCAGGCCCUUAAUGAAGCUGGGGGUCAGCUGCAGUGUACGGCUAAUUGGCCAAGUUUGCCCUGGGCUUCGGCUGUCUGUGAUUGAAGUGUCCUGUGAGCGCCCACUGCGCAGCCGUUGCUGCACCCUAUUCUGUUCCAGUCCAACAGCCAAGACGCUCGCUGCACCCCUGUCGGCUUCUCCCUAGUGAGUAGCUCCCAAGAGAUGGCAAGCUGGGUCUCCCUCCUCCUAUUCCUCUUCUGCCAGUCCAUGUCACAAGCCCUGGAAGAGAGGAGCAACAUCCCCAUCCUGGAGUUCACCUCUGAGACCACCAUUAACAAUGUGGUCCAGGACUCCCAGACAGGCCGCAUCUACCUGGGAGCGGUAAACACCAUCUUCCAGCUUGGGCCUUCCCUUAACCUGCAGGCCCGUGCCGAGACUGGUCCCAAAGAAGAUGCCCGGACCUGUACACCUCCUGUUUCAGCUUGCCAUGACACAAAGCUCAUGCCUAAUAUCAACAAGCUUCUGCUGGUCCAUCCAUCCAAAAAUUCCCUUAUUGUCUGUGGCAGUCGCUACAGAGGCAUUUGCUCCCUCCUCAACCUGACCAAUGUGGAGCAGCAGUUGUAUUACAGCGACAGUAAAGGAGAAAAGACUUACGUUGCUAGCAUAGAGGAUAAUGUAAAUGUGGUGGGCGUCAUGUCUACUUACACAAAAGAGGAGCAGACCUUAGAUGUGUUUGUUGUUGGGAAAGGCUAUGGAAGCCUGGACAGUACAAAGCUCAUCAGUACACGAAUCCUUCAGGACUAUCAGGAAUGGGUUGUGUUUGAGAGCAUCAUUGAGGCUUCGACAGUACAAACGACACCAUUUGUUCCUAAGUACUUGCAUGACUUCCGCCAUGCUUUCAAAGAUGACAACUUUGUUUAUUUCCUCUUUUCUCGAACUCUUGAUGGAUCAGAUAUCAAAAAUCUUACCUUUGUGUCCCGUCUUUGUGAAAAAGACCAACAUUACUAUUCCCACACGGAGCUCCAAUUAAACUGUGGACUGAACAACCGAUAUAACAAAGUCCGAGCUGCUUAUGUGGCCAGUCCAGGAAAAGAGCUAGCACGAGUCAUGACUGAAUCAGGUAAUUAUGGGAAGGUUGCCCAUUGGGAUAAAGUCCUGUUCAUGGUGGCGAGUUCAGAUGAAGAAGACAACAAGUCUGCUCUCUGCAUGUACCCCCUCAACACCAUCAAUGAGAAGCUGGUAGAUAUCAUCACCGCAUGUUACAGUGACUCUGGAAAGAUUUCAGGGUUACCUGCUGUGGAUAUCCCCUACUCGUCUAAAACAGACGAAUUCUGUACAUCAAAAAUUGCUAAGAACACGUUAAAACAAUUCAAGUGUGGUGCAGACUUUCUGCCAUCCCCUUUGGCAAGCAAGCCAAGAUUUGCCUUAAAGGUAGAAGCAGAAUGGACCACUCCGAGCCUUUUGACUGCUGUGGCUGUCGCUGUGGAGAAUGACCACACCAUCGCCUUCUUGGGCAACAACCAGGGAGAUGUCUUCAAGGUACAUCUGACCACAAAGCCGGAUGAGUAUGGUAAGGCUGCUGGUGACACCAUUGGGGAGAAGGUCAACAGGAACCUGUUCUUUGACCUCACUCUCAGCCACCUCUACAUUACCACAGAGAAAAAGAUCACCAAGGUGCCGGUUCAGACGUGCCUCCAGAAGACAGACUGCCAAUCAUGCGUGGCACUGAGGGACCCUUACUGUGGCUGGUGUGUCCUAGAGGGCAGGUGUACCAGAAGGUCUGAGUGCCGACGGGCAGAAGAGAAAAACGGAUGGCUGUGGAGCCCAAAACAGCAAUGUGUUAAAAUUUUGUCUUUCUAUCCCUCAAACCUUUCCUGCAAAAAGACUGACAAGAUACAGAUCAACAUCCCUACUCUUCCUGCUAUUGGAGCUUCUGACCGCCUUCAAUGCAAAAUUGACUCAUUCAAGAGUGAAGGGACCAUGUUGGACACCAGUCAGGUCUCAUGUGCUCUGCCACAACCCUCACUGAUACCACAAACACCUGAAAAUCAAGACUUUGUUGCUGUGGAUAUAAGGAUUUUUGUCAAUGAGACUGUGGAGUUGGCCACGCGGGAGUUCAAGUUCUACAACUGUGCUGCCACAGUGAGGAGAUUUGAAAACACGCCGUGCAAGUCAUGUGUGACCAGUCCGUGGGGAUGCCAGUGGAAUACACUCACCCACAUGUGCAGCGACAAGGACGAUGGUGUGGCAGAUUCUGACAUCAUCAAACACCGUGAGGGAUCAAAGUGUCCUGUGUUUGAGAAUCCAGAUCCUGUUCUGAUCCCUGUGGGCUACAAGACUCGAAUCAGUUUCGAAGGGUUAAAUUUAAGGACAGACAAGAUUCACACUUACACCAUUGGCACCGACUUGAUGAAAAACAUGGAAGAAGAGAUCAAGUCUGAGGCUGGUCGGUUUUACACUUUCAGUGGCUUUAACUUUUCCUACGAUAAGUCACCAGAGACCAAUGUUCUUUUCUACGUGAAGGACAAGGAGACUGGCAAGAAGAUGGACAGCACACUGAAUGUCACCCUAUCCAACUGUAACGUCGGGAGGGGGGACUGUAGUCUCUGUAAGAACGCCGACCCAAAGUACAGGUGUGUGUGGUGCAGCACGCAGAAGGCAUGCGUGUAUGAGAAGCUUUGCAGCGCUCACCAGCAGGAGGACCCCAACAACGUUGAGUGCCCCAACCCUGAAAUCACCAGUAUUACCCCCAUUUUUGGCCCAAUGCUGGGAGGCAUCUCCAUCACCAUCCGUGGCUCUAACCUUGGCAUUCAUAAGGAAGACAUCAAAAGAAUCACAGUGGUUGGGGAGCCCUGUAUUCACCAGGAGGAAAAGUAUUCUGUCUCUACAAGUGUGGUGUGUGAAACUAGCCGUAUUGACCCCAAAAAGACACACUGGGGCCAGGUGGAAGUGGAGGUGAAUGGUGGGAAGAAAGGAAUAUACCCCAUAUACUUCACUUACAGGGACCCAAUUCCUGACUUGGUGACACCUUCUAGGGGUCCUAAGGCAGGGGGCACGCUUAUUACAAUUUCUGGCAAAUUUCUGGACACUGGCAGCAAAGAUGAUGUUCAGGUUACCAUCGGAGAUGUGGGCUGCACUGUGGAACACUUUGGAGAGAAUAUCACCUGCAGGUCAGGAGAAUAUCGAGCCGAUAAGGUGCCCUCUGACCCUCUCACCGUCACAAUGCAUUAUGGAAAGAGAACCACAAAAAUCAUACCAAGUGCCUUCCAGUUCUUGGAAAACCCCACUGUGCUGGAUCAUCACCCCAAAGGAAGCUUUGUCUGUGGAGGGAGGAACAUUGUGGUGACUGGCUCCGGUUUUGACCUAAUCCAGACUGCUGUCAUAAAGGUCCAAGGAGACAACAUAUCAGCUAUCGAGCGUGCCUACGACAAGAAUGACACAGCCAUCCAGUUUCGAUCUCCAACGGUAAAUGGCUCCAUGAACCAGUACUUUAAAACCUCACUCCAUCUAGACAACUGGGUGAAAGAGCUGAAACCCUUUGACUACCACCCUGACCCCACCUUCAAUGAACUGACCAAGAAGGUCAUCACAGAGACCAGCAUCAUCAUCGUCACUGGUCGAGGAUUCUCAAGAGCUAUGACAGCCAAAGAAGCUCAAGCUUUUGUGGGUGAUGUUCAGUGUCUGGUAAAUACGCUUCAGGAUGACAAGCUGUUCUUGGAUCCACCCUCUACCCAGCCCCGUGCUCGCUCCAGACGCCAGCGCCGUGACACCAGGCCUGAGCUUCUGGAUCUAAUGAUCAAGUUUGGGAAAGGAGAGUGGGUGGUCGGUUCAGUGCAGUACGAGAAGAAAAAUGAUUUGUCACUUUACAUCAUCAUCCCUGCUGUAAUUGUGCCCAUGCUGCUCAUCAUCUUCAUCUCUGUUUACUGCUACAGGAGAAAGAGUCAACAGGCAGAGAGGGAGUACGAGAAGGUCAAACACCAGCUUGAGAAUUUGGAGGAGAGCGUUCGAGACCGCUGCAAGAAAGAAUUCACAGAUUUGAUGAUUGAGAUGGAGGACCACACCAAUGACUUGAGUGAGGGACGAAUUCCUUUCCUGGACUAUAAGACCUAUACAGACCGGGUCUUCUUUCUACCCUCAAAGGAUGGUGCCAAUGAUGUGAUGAUCACAGGAAAGCUGGACAUCCCAGAGGCUCGAAGGGCAACUGUCACACAAGCGCUCAACCAGUUCUCCAACCUUUUGAACUCCAAGACAUUCCUUAUUAAUUUUAUUCGCACCCUAGAGCGCAGUCAUGACUUCAAUGCCAGGGCCAAGGUGUACUUUGCCUCCCUGCUGACAGUGGCUCUGCAUGGGAAGCUGGAAUACUACACUGACAUUAUGAGAACACUGUUGCUGGAGCUGAUGGAGGAAUACGUCCACAGCAAGAAUCCCAAACUGAUGCUGCGCAGGUCAGAGACAGUGGUGGAACGGAUGCUGUGCAACUGGAUGUCCAUCUGCCUUUACCAGUUUUUAAAGGACUCUGCAGGCGAGCCCUUGUACAAACUGUUCCGAGCCAUCAAGCACCAGAUUGAAAAAGGGCCCGUGGACGCCAGAGUGAAGAAAGCCAAGUACACCCUCAACGACACAGGCUUGUUGGGCGACGAUGUAGAGUACUCUGUCCUGACUUUGCAGGUGCUGGUUCAAGGUGAGGGUCCAGAUGUUACACCUGUCAAGGUGCUCAACUGUGACACCAUCUCCCAAGUAAAAGAGAAGAUCAUUGAGCAAGUGUACAGGAAUCUGCCGUACUCUCUGCGACCCAAAGUUGACAGCGUCACUCUGGAGUGGCGCCCCGGCUCAACAGGGCAGAUUUUGUCAGAUCUUGACUUGACCUCCCAGAAAGAAGGCAGAUGGAAGCGCAUCAACACUCUGGCACACUACAAUGUGCGAGAUAACGCCACAUUAGUUUUAUCCAAAGUGCUACACACACAGCAAAACUAUGACCAGAACCAGGAAAAUCAUGAAGAGCGAAAUGCUCUGUUGGAGGAUGAUAAAGUUUUCCACUUGGUGAGGCCAGCAGAUGAACUGGAUGAGAUCAAAUCUAAGCGAGGAAGCAUUAAGGACAAGUCAAUGACCAAAGCCAUCACAGAGAUCUAUCUGACACGACUCCUCUCUGUCAAGGGAACAUUGCAGCAGUUUGUGGAUGACUUCUUCCGCAGCGUGCUGUGCUCUGGGGCAGUGGUCCCACCAGCUGUCAAAUAUUUCUUUGACUUCCUGGAUGAGCAAGCAUUGAAACACAAUGUGGACGAGGAGACCAUGCAUAUCUGGAAGACUAAUAGCCUGCCUUUGCGUUUCUGGGUGAACAUCCUCAAAAAUCCCCACUUCAUCUUCGAUGUCCAUGUGUCCGAAGUGGUGGACGCUUCACUGUCUGUCAUUGCUCAGACCUUCAUGGAUGCCUGCACCAAGAGCGAGCACAAACUCAGCCGGGACUCUCCUAGUAACAAAUUACUCUAUGCAAAGGAGAUCUCCACCUAUAAGAAGAUGGUGGACGACUAUUACAAGGGCAUCAGGCAGAUGGUACCUGUCAGCGACCAGGACAUGAACACUCAUUUGGCAGAGGUGUCACGGUCUCACACAGACAAACUGAACACACAAGUGGCCCUCCAUCAGCUUUACCAGUAUGCCAGCAAAUACUAUGAUGGGAUCAUUGCAUCCCUGGAUGAUGACCCAGCUGCCCAGAGUAAACAGCUGACCCUGCGGCUCCAGCAGAUCGCAGCCGCCCUGGAGAACAAAGUGACAGAUCUCUAACCCACUACGAGGAGAGCGGGAGUGGAAGGGAUGAAAAUCGCCAGUGACUACAGGGGCUUAUUUCUUCUUUUCUGAGCAUAAAAUAUGGAAAUAAGAAAAUAUGAGAAAGGACUCAUUUGGGGUGUGUAUUGUACAAGUUGGCCCUGGAGUGUUUUUCUGUUCUGUGGAGUAAAAGGGACUAAUUAAAUGCACAUAGAGAGAAAAAAGGGGAAGAAAAUGAUGGGUUACGCUGUCAUAGGUACGCCUUAAAGCUCACUUGCCAAACCUUAAAGGUCUGCGCAGUCACUCAUGCUUCACUGAAUAUUGCUCCCAGAAUGCAGUUUAAGAGACCUCUGUCUGAGAAUUAAGCCCCUCCAUGGAGCACUGGCAUAACAGAUAAUCAGAUGUUAAAUUUCUCUUUGUGUUGAAAAAGUUUUAAGAGUUGUAUUAUAUAUUUUUUUUAUUGUGCAGUCUUUAUGCGGAAAGCUUUAUAAGGAAAAAAUAUCUUUUUAAAUGGAUCUCCUUGUGGUGCGGACAGUGUUUUUAUUAGCCUGUGUGUGUGCGUAGAUGUCUGCUUGAAUUACAACAUGUGAACAGGAGCACGUGAUGUUAAAUUUUGAGUGUGUUCACAUGGAUUGCGAAUGUGUGUGGGAAUGUGCGUGCACACACAGGAUGCCUACUGUCAGGCGUGAGGGCGAAGGGACGCCUGCAUUCUGUCACAACCCCCCCCCCCCAAUGAACAGUAACACACUGGAGCCUGCGCUCUCGCCGAGCUUUACAACAAGUGACCAAAGGGUCCUCACAAGGACACUGGUUAAUCUAGCAAUGUACAUGCUCAUAUGAAUGACAGGUCACCAGUGGUCUCAGAAGCAUUUGAGUGGAACUCUUUGCUUUUGACCGCAGAUUUGCUUCAAGCUGGAUUACCACUUGUGCUUGUGGAAAUCGAUAAUAGCACAGUGUCUCCCUUUAUUGUACAGUGCCAUGAAACAUUCCACCUAAACUAAAGCACAGAGAGACAUUUUAGAUAGUUUUUAAAGACAUUUCAUUAAAUGACUGAUUUCUUUUUUUUUUUUUUUUUUCUACUUUUUUCCUUUGCUGCAAAACGUUUUCCUUAAAGUGUCAGCAAGAAGCAACUUUAUUCUGCCAUGGAGUCAUGUCACUCAUAUUAGCCCUGCAAUAAUGUCAGUAAACCAUGAGCCACAAUCAACACUUGCGUUAUAGUAGCAAUUUAGCAAUAUGUUCAAAAGAUUUCCAAACUGAUUCAUGCUUUUUUUAUGCUUUUUUUUAGCUAAUAAUAUUGUAUUAUUCCAAAUGGUCAUCAAGCAUUAUGCCUCUGAAGCUAUUAAAUAGCUUAAUGCUGAUAUAAAGAAUAUGCCAGAGAUGCAGUUGAUACUGCAAUGGCAUGUUCUGAACAAACUAUAGUCAUUUUAGAGUUUGUAUGAUGUUGGGGAGGUUGGGUUUCAAUUGUGUACAUAAUGGCAAUGGUAAUUUGAAUAUUGAUAUGUCAGUGUCACUGUGUGGAUAGUGUCAGAGUGAGGGUUUUAUAUUUCUUGGGCCAUUAAAUGCCAUCCCUAAAUUGUAGGUCUUGCUGUUAACAGAUUAUUUAAUUGUCCUCUCUAUAUCUGAUCAUGGAUGUGUGUAGUUGACAGGGCAUAACAAGCUCUAGAGACCCCAGAAUGUUAACGAUUCCUGCCUUGGCUCAAAGGAGGUUUGCUCAGACCUCAAGCCUGCCUGCCAUCUCAGCAUGGCACUCCGACAUCCCGACCAACAACACUUGGCACUGCCCGCUCAGUGCAGUGCAGAGUGGCACUCAGUAUAAUGGAAUCAGCAGGGGAGGCUUUUGAUCUUAAUUGCAUGCCGACUGCAGACUCCAUCCUCGUCUCUGCUGUUUACUGCUGACUCCUUUCUCACUGACAGAGUUAAUGCAAGAAGCUUCUUUCAGAGCCUUUCUUUAACCAAAAAUGUGCCUUAUUGAAAAUGAUGAUACAUAUAUAUUGUUUCUAAUUUAUGCUGUCAGUAACUUAGGUGAUUAUGACGAUAGUGCUAUAGACACAGCAAUGUAUUUGGACUUGUGAUCUUAUGUGUGCUGUCAAAAAUACUAGAUGCCCUGCUGCAGCCAUUUGUGUGCCAAUAGGCUGAAGACAUUUCAGUAUGAUUUAUUUUAUGGUUGCAGUAUUGAUGUGUGCAUUUCUUUUGGGUGUCUUUGGGGUCUGUUUAGUAGGACUUAAGUGGCUAUGGCAAAAAGCCAAAAUAAAUAAAUGUAUGACAGUUGCCAACGUGAUCAGGAUUUCCCUUAAAAAUGUUAGGCACUCCUAAAUUAGUCUGAAGACAAAGGAGUAUUCAUAUGUAAAUUGAAUAUAGCGCAAAAUUGUUCCAAUGGUGUUUUUCUUUUUUUUCUUCUUCUUUUUUUGCCCUGUGUUUCUAAAGCUAUUUUACAGUGUGUACGAUAAAUGACUAUCUAUACUCGACAAAUUACUUUUCAUACUGCUGUGCAGUUAUUUUUAUUUCUUGUUUCCUAUACCAUAUAAAUCUUUGUAAGACAUGUUGAAAUACUGUAUUCUAACUGUAUACUCCUAUGCAUUGAGUCCUGGGACAAAAACAACAAAAGAGAGAAAAAAAUGUUUGUGCAGUUGUCGAUUUUUUUCUUCCCCAAUUUGAAACUUGUGAAUGUGGUGUAAUGAAAAAUGUAAAGAAACUGAGACACGCAUUUCAGUACAGGACCACUAUUGGAAGCAUAUUUUUUCCUCCCCAUUAAAGGCAGCUCCUAAGAUUCUCGAUCUUGUACCUGAUCUGGUUGAAGUGGGUGAAGGUAAUUUUACUAAAGUAGUAUGUGUGGACAAAGCAGUUACCCACAGGUUUCAUCAUACACUCCUCCUUGAAUAAACUCAGAGACAUGUAUACCCUUCA